Messenger RNA from Ilyonectria robusta, 2537 nucleotides. Its product is annotated as type I 3-dehydroquinase-domain-containing protein. Gene Ontology annotation, biological process: chorismate biosynthetic process; shikimate metabolic process. NCBI's taxonomy places the organism in Eukaryota, Fungi, Ascomycota, Sordariomycetes, Hypocreales, Nectriaceae. Gene Ontology annotation, molecular function: shikimate 3-dehydrogenase (NADP+) activity; 3-dehydroquinate dehydratase activity. Bases 52 to 2469 code for a protein of 805 amino acids. The record is from RefSeq and is a predicted model, not a curated record. The transcript has 2 exons.
AAAUACAAUGCCGACGCAUCCAUUGCUCUCAUCGGCAUUCGCGGCACAGGAAUGUCCACGUUGGCAGUGAUAGCCUCAAGCGCCCUCGGAUUUAGACUGAUCGACGCCGACCACCACUUCUACCAAGUCACUGCACUCUCGCGCGCCGCGUAUAAGUCGGCCCAUGGGGUCGCAAAGUAUCGACGAGAAGAGCUAAAGCUCAUGCGCUCUAUGCUUCUCGAUAACCAAACCAGGGCUGUCAUCGUCUGUGGGCCCGGUGUCGUGGAGGGAACUGGCCAGGCAUGGCUCGCAGAAUACGCCCAGAGCCAUCCCAUCAUCUACAUAAUGAGAGAUGCAGAGUGUAUCGAAAAGCAUCUUCGUGUCUGGGACACCGAAACAAUUUCCCGUCUCGCGCGUCUAAGUGGACCAACCCACCGAAACUUGUCCAACUUUGAGUUCUACAACCUCUCCAAUCCGUCUUCAGGGGAUUCCAACCAGACAUCUCCGUCCGGUCAGCAAUCCCCCCGGUCACUGGCCUUGAAGCAACUCGAGGUCGAUUUUAUCCACCUAUUAUAUGCCAUCACCCGGCGAACCGAAGCCCAUGAAGCCCGCCACAGCCUCUCAGUCUUGCCACCCGAAUCGAGAUUCUUCACUUAUGCGCUGUCAUUGCCAAUUUCCAUUCCAGACAGCGUUAGCCACAGCCUAGGAAGAGGUGACAUGGCAGCAGAUGCAAUAGAGCUAGUCUUGUCUCCGUUAGACGUGGCAGAGAAACUGGACAAUUCUGCGGCGAAUUACAUCACUCGGCAAUUCUGGACGACCAAAAGAAACCUCCAACUUCCCAUCAUCUUUCAUGUCAAGUCAGCUGAGAUUAGGCCUCGGUACCCCGAUUCUCCGACUGACGGUUUUGAUACGGAACAAGCUUACUUUGAACUUCUUCACCAUGGCCUCCGUCUUGCCCCAGAGUACCUGUCCGUCAAUCUCCUAUCCAACGACCAGAGAAUCCUUGAUCUCGUUGCCGCGAAAGGUCCCACGAAAAUUAUAGGCGAUUAUUUCGACUCCGAUGCCGCUCAGCGCGGGUGGGAUCAUCCGGUACGCAAGAAUAUGAUACGGAGAGCCGAGGCGCUUAGCUGUGACCUCGUUCGACUGCGCCAGGAGGCGGCCUCCCUGGAGGACAACUUCUUAGUCCAGAAGUUCGUCCAAAACAUCAGAAGUUCGGAAGACUACCAGAUCCCAUUGAUCGCCUAUAACACGGGUCGCCUAGGGAGAACCUCAUGCUUCCUCAAUACAAUUCUGAGCCCAGUCACGCAUCCACUGCUGCGUUCAGUCGCACCCGAAUGCGCCCCUACGUCACUCGUCACGGUUCAAGAGGCCCAAAAUGCCCUGUACUCUUCUUUCAUCUUAGACAAGGUCUACUUUGGCAUCUAUGGUGCGAAUGUGGCACAGAGUCUGUCGCCUGCGAUGCAUAACGCCGGCUUCAAAUUUUACGGAAUGCCGCACAACUAUCGCAUUUUCCAGCACCAAACCUUAGAUCAUCUCCAAGAACUGAUCAAAGACCCCAAAUUUAGCGGCGCCAGUAUCACAGCGCCAUUUAAGCGCGAUGUAAUCCCGCUUAUUGAUAAAAUAAGCCCUGAGGCCCAGGCCAUUGGAGCUGUGAAUACUUUGCUGCCACUCCGUUCCACAGAUGCGAACGCGUUGUUGAUUCGUAACCGCGCUGGGCCAGCUGUGGCCGUGUAUGGCGACAACACUGACUGGAUAGGAAUUCACGUUUGUAUUCGACGGAAUCUGUCACCAAUCAAUGCGGUUAGGCGUCGAACAACCGCACUCAUCAUCGGUGCUGGAGGAAUGGCUCGAGCAGCGAUCUAUGCACUCAUACGUCUCGGCGUUCGAACCGUGUUUAUCUACAACCGUACCCAACAUAACGCGGCCGAACUCGCACGCCAGUUCCAAAACUGGCCGUUCCAGGAGAAUUCGGGCAAAGGAAGUGAGUUGGGAACGGCGGGUUCACGGAAUGUUGGAAGCCCUGACCCUGCGACCGACAACCUCACGAUCCGAGUCAUUCCGUCCAAGGAUGAUCUCUGGCCAGCGGAUGCCAACCACCCAACAAUAAUUGUCUCAUGUAUAGCGACUCCAGAAAUCUAUGGCAAGAGCUUCGUAGAUACAAGCUUGCCAAGCACCUGGCUCGCGAGUCCAACAGGAGGAGUUGCCAUCGAGUUGAGUUACACGCCGCUGAAAACACCAUUACUUAAUCAGAUUAACGAACUCAAGGAGGAAGGCUGGAUAGCAGUCGACGGCCUGCAAGUACUUCCGGAGCAGGGUGUCUUGCAAUUCGAGCUUUUUACUGGGAGGAAGCCGCCACGGGAGCUGAUGAGGAGAGAGGUUUUCCGCGCCUACCAGAAUCGAACAUCAAGUGAGACGGGACACGUAAUUCACGAAUCCCUUUCUCCUCUGGGGAGAUUUUUAGACGAGGAGAGGUCUAAUCCGAUACUGUAAAUUAAUGACUGCAUCUCGGUUCACUCCCAAACCGUGAACCAAUGCCAAACUUGUAUAUUAUUAACAGC